Molecule: messenger RNA, 1809 nt
Organism: Rotaria sp. Silwood2
Lineage: Eukaryota; Metazoa; Rotifera; Eurotatoria; Philodinida; Philodinidae
Source: the annotation of a GenBank genome assembly
AUGUCAAACCAACGACUUACAACUGGUGCUCUUUUGAGAUAUUUACGUGGAAAUACUUCAGAAAAAGCCAUAUUACAAGUCGUCGGUAUUAAAACAAUCGAUAGCAAGGCUGAUGAUCCAUCAACAGCUGCUAAACGUUAUCGUCUUAUGUUAUCAGAUGGUAAAAGUACAUUUUCAUCAUGUAUGCUUAGUACACAAAUGAAUAUAUUAAUUGAAACGAAUUCUUUAAAAGAAAAUGCCAUUGUUCGUAUUGAUCGUGUUAUGGUUAAUGCAAUUGAUAAACAAAGUGGACGAGUGAUGCUGAUGCUUUACGAACUUGAAGUACUUCAAAGUGAUAGUGAACGAAUUGGUGAUCCAGUCGCAUUACCAUUAACUGAUAUUAUUAGUAGUGGUGGUAAUGCAAAUCGUACAGAAGCAACAGAUAAUAAUCAAACAUCAACAAGUGCAGUACCUCCAGCUACAAAUGUUAUUCGACAAGAUUCUAAAGCAUUGCCAACAUUAGACGAUCGAAAUAAUACUAAACACUUCAAUGGUGAUAAUAAUCGGGCGUCUUCAAAAGGAGGCAAUUCUAUUGAUAAAGAACGAAUUGUUAAUAUUGAUACACUCAAUCCAUAUAUGAACAAAUGGACAAUAAAAGCUCGUGUUAGUAAUAAAAGUCAAAUACGAAAUUAUCAAAAUGCACGUGGUCCAGGAAAAUUCUUCAGUUGUGAUCUUGUUGAUCAAUCCGGUGAAAUUCGUGCAGCAGCAUUUAAUACUGAAUGUGAUAAAUUUCAUUCAUUAGUUGAAGUUGGCAAAAUUUAUUAUAUUGCUCGAGCAUCACUUAAGCCAGCUAAUCGUCAAUUCAAUUCAUUAAAUAAUGAUUAUGAAAUGACAUUUAAUUAUGAUACAUGUAUUGAACAAUGUGAUGCUGAUGAAGGACAAUGUAUUCCUCAAGUACAAUUUAAUUUUAUUCCAAUUAGUGAUAUAGCUAAUCGACAAGCAAAUAGUGUUUGUGAUGUUAUUGGUGUUGUUAAAAGUUCGUCAAAUAUAGAUACAAUUGUUAGUAAAACAUCACAAAAAGAAUUUAAUAAACGUGAAUUACUUUUGGUUGAUGAAAAUGCAUCAAUAACAGCAACAUUAUGGGGACAACAAGCCGAAGAUUUUGACGGUUCAUCAAAUCCUGUUCUUGCUUUUAAAGGAAUACGUAUUGGCGAUUUUAAUGGUCGAACUUUAUCAACAUUGAGUUCAACAUUAAUUUGUCUAGAUCCAAUUGAAACACCACGUACAAUAGAACUUCGUAAUUGGUUCGAUAAAGAAGGAAAAUCAAUAGAUUUACCUGAUUUAUCAAAAGGAGCUGAAAUAGGAAAUCAACAAGCACCAUUUAAAACAUUUUCUCAAAUUGCUACUGAAGGUCUUGGUUUAAGUGAUAAACCUGAUUAUAUAAAUGUAAAAGCUGUCAUAACAUUCAUUAAAAAAGAAACAGCUGUUUAUAUGAUGUGUCCUGAAGAAAGAUGUGGAAAAAAAGUUGUUGAUGAAAAUAAUGGAACAUUUAGAUGUGAAAAAUGUAAUAAAACAUAUAACAAUUUUAAAUGGUCUUAUAUGGUUUCGGUAUGUAUUAAAUGUUUCUGUAAGAAGUUCGGCGUUCUCAUUUUCGGCAAUCUUUCAAAAAGGCAUGGUCGAUCUUCUUUCAGAAAAAUAAAUCAAGCUUGUAUUAAUUCUGAUAAAUUUCGAAAUAUAAAUUUUUUUAAAACUCACUAUAUUCAUUACAGAGGUCUCAAUGGGCUGGGCCAAGCCCGGCCCGGCCCAUGGGCCGAAAUGGGCCGAAUAUAA